CAGGGGCCUUACGUGAACUCGCCCGCCACCAAAACGCAAGCGAAACACCACCCUCUCCCAGGAGACCUCGCUGGUGCCCUUCAGCACCUCUCGGCAUAUCUAGUGAGCAAGAACAGAAAGCUCACGAUCAUCGCCGUCGGAGGUGUGGUCAAUACCCUCCUACUCGAAACCAUACGGCGCUACUUCUCCGUGCCAUACGCCACGAAGCAAAACGCAGCACUAGCGCUUGAAUGGCUCAAUAACCACACAGUGUUGUUUAUCGCUGGCCCUAUUCGACGCAUGCUUACCACGGAAGCCUUCAACCAAAAUGAGGUUGUCUUCGAUGCCACAGGCUUACGUCUCCUCGCUGCACCUUGGCAGUACUUGUUUUGCACAAAGUUGAUCGGAUAG
Molecule: messenger RNA, 390 nt
Organism: Penicillium cosmopolitanum
Lineage: Eukaryota; Fungi; Ascomycota; Eurotiomycetes; Eurotiales; Aspergillaceae
Exons: 2
Source: RefSeq, a predicted model, not a curated record